GAAACAACAGCUAGACUUCUAUUUAUGGCAGUUCGAUGGGUCCGUUGUUUAGCACCAUUCCAAACGCUCAGUAAACACGAUCAGCUAUUGCUACUACAAGAAUCGUGGAAAGAAUUGUUUUUAUUACAUCUGGCCCAAUGGUCUGUCCCGUGGGAUUUAUCCACUGUUUUGGGUUGCUCUCAAGCUAGAGAAAGGCUUCCAAACGACGUUCACACAGCUACAGAGAUUAAAACAAUACAAGAAAUAAUGUGUCGGUUUCGACAGAUAUCACCAGACGGAAGUGAAUGUGGAUGCAUGAAAGCUAUAUUGCUAUUUACUCCAGAAACCGCCGGUUUGUGUGAUGUCCAGCCAGUAGAAAUGCUUCAAGAUCAAGCACAGUGUAUCUUGGGUGACUAUGUCAGAAUGAGAUACCCCAGACAACCUACCAGGUUCGGAAGACUACUACUACUAGUUCCUAGUUUAAGAGCCAUCAGACCCAUAACUGUCGAAUUGCUGUUUUUCAAAGAAACUAUCGGCGAAAUUCCGAUUACUCAGUUGUUAGGUGACAUGUAUAAUAUGGAGAAAUGCGCCACAGGUGGACAAUAA
Messenger RNA from Sitophilus oryzae (rice weevil), 585 nucleotides. Its product is annotated as nuclear receptor subfamily 2 group E member 1-like. The annotation marks the transcript as partial. Gene Ontology annotation, molecular function: RNA polymerase II cis-regulatory region sequence-specific DNA binding; nuclear receptor activity. Gene Ontology annotation, biological process: cell differentiation; regulation of transcription by RNA polymerase II; anatomical structure development. The record is from RefSeq and is a predicted model, not a curated record. The transcript is spliced from 3 exons. NCBI's taxonomy places the organism in Eukaryota, Metazoa, Arthropoda, Insecta, Coleoptera, Curculionidae.